AUGCCCGACACUGGAAGGCCCACUGACCCAGAUGGUCUGGUCCUGGAGGCUUGGGGCCAGGGCCUCAUGCUCGGCAGUCUGCUUAUUAUGGCUGCCAUCACCGUCUGCAAUAUGAAGAAGCAUAUCCUUCUACACAAGCUCAUUCUGGCCGAGUUAGUUCUGGCCAUGGCCAAUGGAACCUUCAUUUUCCCACAUGCCCCGGUCUAUGGUUGGUAUCAAUCCGCCACAGCCAUAGGCCUCAACGUCUCCUGGGCCCUUCACAAUGUCAUCGCCUGGAUGAAAAACCGACCAUUCCUGUCUCGUCGCUUCUCGAUGUUCUAUAUCAUCACCGUCAUGCUCUGCUGGCCGUACUGGGUCGUGGAGAUCUAUGCGAAUUUCACGUAUUUCAACAAUAUCAACACGAUAUUCCUGAAGACACGUCCGCUCGAACCGCUUUUCAGAGAUCCGUGGUGGGUCUUUACCACCAUCUCCCUAUUCUGGACCAUCAAGCGCGAGUAUAAUUUCGGACUGUGGGAACUAGUCCAAAUAAGCCCCCGCUUUGGGGUUAUGCUGAUAUCGAUGUGUCUAUCGAUUGGGUUUAUCGUUGUCGAUCUCCUCAGCGUCCUCAAUGUCUUUAAUGACUCGCUGCCCACGGGCAUUGAGCCAUUUUGGAAGUUAUCGUUUAUUUUCAAAUGUCUCUGUGACACAGUCAUCCUCGACGACUUCAAAACUGCGCUGGACCUGAUGCGCAGCUACUGGCUACGCAAGCAGGCCAGCGGUGAGAUCUUACUUACAAAACCUAAUGAACGCUCGCCGUUUCCCCGGCGAGGUGCCGCGAUCGACGACAUCGAGGUGGCUGGUAGGCCAGUCGUUGCGCAUGAUAUUGUGCGCAGUGAUAAAUCUUUCUCUGUGCCGAGAGUUGUGCUCAGGGAAAAUGUAUAA
Penicillium cinerascens is the source of this 921-nucleotide messenger RNA. RefSeq lists its product as uncharacterized. The coding region runs from base 1 to 921 and encodes 306 amino acids. The record is from RefSeq and is a predicted model, not a curated record. NCBI's taxonomy places the organism in Eukaryota, Fungi, Ascomycota, Eurotiomycetes, Eurotiales, Aspergillaceae. The transcript is spliced from 4 exons.